Messenger RNA from Cylindrotheca closterium, 1020 nucleotides. Lineage: Eukaryota; Bacillariophyta; Bacillariophyceae; Bacillariales; Bacillariaceae. The record is from the annotation of a GenBank genome assembly.
AUGAAGAACCUAGCCCAACUGUCAACCCAGUUACUGUUUGCCAGUUUCAUUCUGGCCAUCUUCCUUCCUUCAGGUUCUGAUGCCUUCGUCGCACCCUCGUGGUCUACCACCGCCCAUGCAUCGAGGUGGCAACUUUCGCCACUGUCGUUUGCUCCUUCCCCCUUCUCCUCUCAGGCAUCAGUGUGCAAGCAUGGGAUAUUGUUUCCGCCUUCUUCGCCCCAAAGACUCCGCCAUGCUCAACGCGCAGAGCCCCUUUACAUGGCGGCCAAGAGAAAGGCUGCCAAAUCGGUAAGCGGCAAGCUUAUGCCUGCUGUCCAAGGCGUCAUGUCUUGUGCUACCAAGGUUCUUGCUACCCUAUUUGUAGAGCUGAAGCAACUAUCCAAGAUUCAAGCCCUUCUUUUUGUUGCCAUUUUCUGGAUUGGACUGACCAUUGGACGAUCUCCCUCCGCUAUCGGUGGCAUGGCUCUGAAACGAUUCCAAGAGGCCUCGGAAAUUCCUAGUGCUUUCUUUGGUCCCAGUGCUCCCUUGCUACGAGGAAGAGUCACUUCAUGCAGUGACGGUGAUACCAUUCGAUUCUUGCAUGUUCCCAAUCGCUUCAGUGCCAACAAAUUGGAAAAGGGUCAAACUCAGACAGAAUACUGCUUGCCAAUUCGCUUGUGCAGUAUGGACACACCCGAAACUGCCAAGUUUGGCAAACCCGGGCAACCUUUUGGUCAAGAAGCCAAAGAGUAUUUGCAAAAAUUGCUGGAUCAAAAAAUGAUCAAGAUUCGACUCUUGCAAAAGGAUCAGUACGGGCGUGCCGUUGCCGAAGUUUAUGCCCCCAAUGGCAAGGGAUGCGAUGAACUAAUGUUGAAAAAGGGAUUCGCGGAAGUAUACCUGGGAGGAGGUGCAGUGUAUGGUCCAUUGGGCAAGGACAAGUAUUUGGCGUUCGAGGCUCAAGCCAAAAAGAAAAAGUUGGGCAUUUGGUCUACGGGAAAGCGCGAGUCAGCAGCCGAGUUCAAGAAGCGGACCAAGAAGUGA